AUGCCCAUACAGGCCCACCGUGAUGAUGAGCAGUUGAAGUGUGAGGCAGACCAGGCCUCUGCUCCUAAGCUGCGGCCGAUGCAGGGCCAGUCUCUGAUGGAGGGGGACAAGCUGUACCUGAAGUGCGAGGCGUCGGGGAGCCCCAGCCCCUCCUUCCACUGGUACAAAGACGGCCUCAAGCUGCAGAAGGGCCGCGACCUGAAGAUCAAGACCAACAAGAAGAACUCCAAGGUGCAGAUCAGCCGCGUGCGCGUGGACGACUCGGGGAACUACACCUGCGUGGCGGAGAACUCUCUGGGCCAGGAGAACGCCACCAGCCUCAUCAGCGUUCAGAUCUUGACCACGACCACGCCGUCGGCGGGCGUGAGCCACACGCGGCGCUGCAACGAGUCGGAGCGGACGUACUGCGUCAACGGCGGAGACUGUUACUUCAUACACGGUAUAAACCAGCUCAUCUGCAAGUGUCCAAACGACUACACAGGCGACCGCUGUCAGAACUCCGUCAUGGCCGGUUUCUACAAACUUCGUGGAAUUGAAUUUAUGGAGGCGGAGGAGCUGUACCAGAGGCGCGUCCUGACCAUCACGGGCAUCUGUGUGGCGCUGCUCGUGGUGGGCAUCGUGUGCGUGGUGGCCUACUGCAAAACCAAGAAGCAGAGGCAGAAGAUGCAGAACCACCUCCACCAGGGUCAGAACCAGUGUGUGGAGCAGCCCAACCGGACCCUGGCCAACGGGCCCAACCACCCGGGCCCCGGCCCCGAGGAGAUCCCCAUGGUGGACUACAUCUCCAAGAGCGUCCCGACCACAGAGUGCGUCAUCAGCCACGGAGCGGAGGGCGCCGGGAACUACGCAGGCAGCCGCAUGUCCACGCGCUCACACCACUCCUCCACUGCCUCUCACGCCUCCACACACAGACACGAGGAGCAGACGUGGAGCAUGGAGCGCACAGAGAGCAUGAACUCGGACUGCCAGUCGGGGGCGCUGUCCAGCUCGGUGGGGACCAGUAAGUGCAGCAGCCCGGCCUGCAUGGCGCGGAGGGGCGCGCCCCACUGGGGCUGCGGCCAGCUGGCUCGGCCCGCCGCCGGCAUGACGUACGGAGACUCCUACGACUCGCUGAGGGACUCACCCCACAGCGACAGGUACGUCUCGGCGCUGACCACGCCGGCGCGCCUCUCCCCGGUGGAGUUCCACUACCCCGCGCUGCCCCCCCAGGUGCCCACCUUCCAGAUCACCUCCCACCACACGGCCCACGGCCUGGGCCUGCCCCCCUCCUCCGCCAACGCCACCUACCACAGGGAAGACGACCAACCACUGCUGCGCUGCCCUGACCCCCGUCGGCCCCGGCGGUCCUACCUGGCCGAGAGCACGGGCAGCCUGCCCUCCAGCCCCUACCGCCUGCCGGACGAGGAGGCCUACGAGACCACCCAGGAGUACGCCUCGUCGCGGGAGCCAAUCCGCAGCCGGCGCCGGCCCCGCCGCAGCCGCCUCAACGGCCACGCCUCCCUGCGCGCCGCGGGGGCGGGGCUAAGGGACUACAGCUCCCAGAGCUUCAGCCAAUCGGAUGAGGAGUACGGGGAGGAGGAGGAGGACGAGGAGGGGGAGGAGGAGGACGACGAGGAGGAGGAGGAGGGCCACGGCGAGAGCACGCCCUUCCUCAGUAUGCAGAACAUGAGCGUGGAGCCGCCGCCCCUGGUCCUGGCCCCCAUGGGCUACCGUCUGUCGUCGGGCGGGGACACGCGGACUCACCGGGCCCCCAGCCGGGGCCCCGGGCCCCGCAGCAACGGCCAGAGCCGCGGAGGACAGCGCUCAAAGACAGACCACAUGCCCCUUUAA
This is a messenger RNA of Gadus chalcogrammus (walleye pollock), 1830 nucleotides long. It is a transcript of the gene nrg2b, whose product is annotated as neuregulin 2b. The record is from RefSeq and is a predicted model, not a curated record. The transcript has 12 exons. The coding region runs from base 1 to 1830 and encodes 609 amino acids. Gene Ontology annotation, biological process: nervous system development; intracellular signal transduction; animal organ development. Gene Ontology annotation, molecular function: signaling receptor binding. Lineage: Eukaryota; Metazoa; Chordata; Actinopteri; Gadiformes; Gadidae.